This is a messenger RNA of Hippopotamus amphibius kiboko, 2080 nucleotides long. It is a transcript of the gene IZUMO4, whose product is annotated as IZUMO family member 4. NCBI's taxonomy places the organism in Eukaryota, Metazoa, Chordata, Mammalia, Artiodactyla, Hippopotamidae. The coding region runs from base 22 to 678 and encodes 218 amino acids. The transcript has 11 exons. Gene Ontology annotation, cellular component: nucleus. The record is from RefSeq and is a predicted model, not a curated record.
GGCGGCGGGCGGGGGCGGGCCAUGGCGCUGCUGCUGUGCCUGGGCCUGAGCGCGGCGCUGGCCCGCGGCUGCCUGCACUGCCACGGCAACUUCUCGGAGAAGUUCUCCUUCUACCGCCACCACGUGAACCUCAAGUCCUGGUGGGUGGGCGACAUCCCCGUGUCGGGCUCGCUGCUCACCGACUGGAGCCAGGACACGAUGAAGGAGCUGCACCUGGCCAUCCCCGCGGAGAUCACCCGGGAGAAGCUGAACCAAGUGGCGAACGCCGUGUACCAGAGGAUGGAUCAGCUGUACCAGGGGAAGAUGUAUUUCCCGGGGUAUUUCCCCAACGAGCUGCGAGCUAUCUUCCGGGAGCAGGUGCGCCUCAUCCAGAAUGCCAUCAUCGAAAGCCGCAUCGACUGUCAGCGUCACUGUGGCAUCUUCCAGUACGACACCAUCUCCUGCACCAACUGCACGGACUCGCACGUCGUCUGCUUUGGCUACAACUGCGAGUCAUCGGUGCAGUGGGAGACAGCAGUGCAGGGCCUCCUCCAGUACAUAAAUGACUGGCACAAACAGGACACCAGCACGAGAACCACUCCUGCCUUCUUGACAUCACCAAGCCUCACGUGUCUGGAGCCCCCCCACCUGGCCUACCUGACUCUGGAAAACGCCUCCGAGUGCCUGAUGCAGCACUAAGGGUGGCCGGGCAGCCAGAUCGCCCCGCCUCGGGGCCAGGGCUCCCCGGGUGGAGCUGCCUGGGCGCCCCACCCGCCCUGGAGCCUGGGCCGGGCCGGGGCAGGAGGGGAAGGGAGGUAGAUGGGUUUGUGUAUAGCACAGGGUGGGUGCCCGGCGGGAUCGCAGCUGUUCGAUGGCAUGAUUAAAUAUCCCUGAUAUUUCUCACCCCAGGGCAGUCCUUGUUGGGGCACCAGGCUGGGGCCCCAGGGGAGGCGCGUCCUGGGCUGCGGGGCAGGGCUGCCGGGCUUCCCGGGCGAGCACGGCAACCAGCCUUCGGGGGCGGGUCGCUCUUUUCAUGACCGGAAGGGGGGCUGUUUGGUGAAAACCAGGCUGCGCUUCCGGGCACCCUGGCGCUGCUGUCACGCGGGCUGCACCUCACCUGAGGCACGGGAACUGCUGUCCCCACCGCUCAGCUGCCUGGUUUUGAGGAGACACCCCGCGUGGGUAGUGAGCAGACAGGCCCCGACUGGCUUGAUCCAGGGCUCAACCUCCGUCCAGCAGAUGGGAGUGGCCUCCGUGCCCGCAGGCUGGAGUUGAUCUGGGCUCUCCGUCCGCUGACACGGCCCUCCGUCCACGCGGCGUCAGCAAAGCCGUCGGAAACAUGGAGAAUUAAAACAGCAGAGGGCUCUCCUUCCAGCAGCUGCUCUUGCUGACCCCUGACCCCUGGGGCCUGUACACAAGUGUCUGGACGCCCCAUCCUGCCCUGCUCUUGCUUUGGAGAUCAGAAAUGAGUGUGGGGACGUCCCUGGUGGUCCAGUGGUUACGGCUCCAGGCUCCCAAGGCAGGGGGCCCAGCCUCAACGCCUGUCAGGGGAACGAGAUCCCAACACCACAGAUCCCAAUACCACAACAGACGUAAAAAGACCCCGCACACGGCAACGACGUUCCCACGUGCCGCAACGAACACCUGGUGCAGCCAAAAAAAAAAAAAAGAAAUCGGGAGGGGGGGCACGCUUCAACUUUCCUUGUUUCAGUCAUGUUUCUGCUCUCCCCGCACACCCCUCACACAUGGGGCUCCCUGGUAAAGGGAGGGAGAUGGGUGGACCCCUCAGAGUCCCGUGGUGGCGGUGGGGGGGGUCAGGUGGCUCCUUGCUGUCACCACUGGAGCCCAGGGGCCUGGAUGUGUGAGGACCACGUCCCCUCCCAAGGGGACGAGAGGCGCAUGGCAGGAGGACAAGGGCUCCCCUGCCCACUGCAGCCUCCACGAGGGUGCCGUGGAGCCCCACCUGCCCCCGCGCACUUCAGGGACUGCCCGGCGACCUGGCUGUGAGCGGACCCCCCAGGCUGGGUCAGGGUGCCCCGGCUGGGGGCGCACUGCGCCGCGGGCAGGAGACCCCACAGGUAAACAUCUGUUUUGCAAGUUU